AUGACAUGUCUGGCCAAACCAGCAAUGGUCAAUGGGACUAUGAGAGGAUAAGUACCCGAUCUGGCCUUAAUUCGAACUUGAGUAGAUGCACUCUCGACUCUUGAUUAAUUGAGUUGAUUCCAGUUUUUCGUUUUUCAGUCAUCAUGAGGUUAUCUCUCCUUGCCAUCGCUUUCUUGAAAAUUGUUCCAGCUUUUGCUGCAUGUACCGACUCUGCAGAUGGAUUCGCUUCCUUAAAUGGCGGUACAACAGGAGGAUCUGGUGGCACCGUUGUCACAGUCUCUAAUCAAGCCGAUUUAAACACCUAUGCCACAGCGCAAGAAAAAUAUAUCAUUAAGGUAGCCGGGAAAAUCACCAUUGCACCCAAAGGUACAGAAAUUAGAGUUUCAAGUGACAAAACCAUCAUCGGAGUUGGCUCUACUGGAGAGAUCUAUGGCGGAGGAUUCUUCUUGAACGGAGUCAAGAACGUGAUCAUCAGGAAUCUCAAGAUCGGCAACACAUAUGUGGAUGGGGACUAUGACGGGAAGACCCAGGACUGGGAUGGAAUUCAAAUGGACACUGCUUCCAAUGUCUGGAUUGAUCACUGCCUUCUAGAAAGAGGUGGUGAUGGCUUGAUCGACAGCCGAAAAGACACUAAUUUCCUCACCGUAUCUUAUACUAUUCUCCGUGACCACAACAAAGCAUUCGGCAUCGGAUGGACGGAGAACUUAGUCGCACAAGCCACUAUUCACCACAAUUACUUCCAGAACCUCAACCAGCGCAACCCCAGCGCCGACAAUCUGAAAUAUGCCCAUCUUUAUAACAAUUACGUCAAUAAUGUCACUUCAUAUGGCCACUAUACUAGAGGUCAGACAAAUGCGGUUAUUGAAAAUGUGUAUUUCAAGAAGGUGAAGAAUUCGAUUCAGAAGGAUGCGGGAGCUGUGUUGCGUGCGAGUGGUAAUGUGUUCGAUUCUUGCACUGGGACGAUUGCUGCAAAUUCCGGGACUGCUUUCAAGCCUGCGGACUUCUACAAAUAUACUCUGGAUACGAGUGCGAACGUUCCUUCAAUUGUUGAGGCACAGGCUGGGCCAAAGGCCUCAAUUUGUACCUGAGGGGUAUGGCUGAAAACUGCAAGCAUGGUGUGUCUGGAUGUAACUCUCGAUUCUGAGAUGCUGGCUAAAGAACGGGCAUGAAUACCUGGCAAUUUUGUGCCUUCCACGCAAACUUAUGAGAUACAAUCGGCCCUCAUCAAUAGAUUCAAUCAGAUCUCGCAAUGAAGGGAGCAUUGGGUAGACUUCUUGUUGUCGGUGGACCCUGUUGGCUACCAGUCUUAUCCAGUACAACAUUGAUCAAAAUAAAAGAAGCGAAGAUACUCAAACUACAACUCACCAGUAAAUUACACGAGAACUAGAAACCAAACAAACGUUUUUCUUUGCCUGGAGCUUGGUAACUGGGGC
Molecule: messenger RNA, 1433 nt
Organism: Cadophora gregata
Lineage: Eukaryota; Fungi; Ascomycota; Leotiomycetes; Helotiales; Ploettnerulaceae
Exons: 4
Coding region: 144-1088 (314 amino acids)
Molecular function (GO): pectate lyase activity
Source: RefSeq, a predicted model, not a curated record